AGUAUAUAAUCAAUGUUUUUAUAGACAUUGAAUAAAAUUUAUUUUUUUAUUUGCUAAGUGUUUGUAAAAAAUAAAAUAAAAAUUCAAUAAAAUCAGCAAAUGUUUAAUUAUUAACAACAAAAAACAUAUUUGUUUGGAUAUAUUUAUUUGCUUAGAAAAACAAUUAACAUUAAACUAAUUUUUUUAAAUAUUAAAAAAAAUUGUUUUAACUAUUGUGUUGUGUAAAACAAUUGGUAUUUUUUAAAUAAUGGGUUCAGUAAUUGUCGUCAAUAAUAAUAGCUAUAUAAUUGUGACGAUAGCCAUGCUAUCAAUGUUGUUGUUGACUAUUGAGACAUCAACUAUAACAACAACAACAACACCAACACCAUCGCCAAGUCCUACACCUACGCCACAAGUUUAUCAAACGUAUAAUUUGUAUGAUAUAUGUAGUCAACGUAAUGUCAAUCAAAUUCAAUUAAAAGUCAAUGAAAAUAAGGGAUCAGUUAUACCGGCUAUUCUCUAUCUGUUAGUCAAUGAUAAUGUUAGUCAAGUAAAUGCCAAUCAAACAACACCAACAAAGACAACGACACCGAUAACAGACUGUGCCAUCCGAUUGACAAUUGGUUCAGCAAUUCAAUGGCCAAAGUCUAACGGAUUUAUUGUCGGCAUCGAUGACCUACUGAUGGGCGAUAGGGAUAGUAUAGAAAUUGUCGGAUCAGAUCAUAUGGUUAUCAAUUGGUCUAAAAAUAAUACUAAUAGUAGUGGUGUUGCCUAUGGUGUCGUCAAGGGUGCUGUUUUCAAUGGUACCGACUUUCUAGAUAUAAGGUUUAGAUCCGAUAAUUUGUUUAAUACUAUUAGACUUCAAUUGAUUAUAACACCAUUUGAAGAACCGCUAUUUGAUUAUUGUUUGUCAACCGAUGAUAGCAAAUGUUUAGUAAAUAAUAGUAGCAAACAAUGUAUACCAAGAAGUUUGAGAUGUGAUGGCCAUCGCAAUUGUGCCAAUGGUGACGAUGAGAUCAAUUGUGGUGAUAAUGAUGAUCAAUACACAACAAUAUUACCACAAAAUACUACUACUACUACUGGUGAUGACAACUACAACAACAACACUGAUACUAUUGAUACAGAUUUAUCAUUGAAAAACACCACUUAUAAUGAAUACAACUUGAAAAAAAUUUGUCAAAAUAGUAGUAGUACUGUCAAUGGUAUCAAUGGGAUUAUCAACCUAAGCAGCACCGGCAGCACCGGUACCAACAACAACAGUACUAACAUACCGGCCAUUAUCUAUCUGUUAGCUGAUGACAAUAAAAACUUGUCGCUAACCAACUGUACCAUUAGAUUUGUGACGCCCAGCAAAAAAGGUCUACUACUCGGUGUCGACAGUCUAGCUAUAGGUACCGGUGAUUAUCUGGCUAUCGGUUCUGGGGAUAAACAACAGCGAGAAGUAGAUUGGUUUCACAAUAGUACUGGUAGUCAAGUAGGACUGGCCUUCAAGACAAAUGUCCAAAUAGUUGACCUAACAUUUCACGGGGGAAAUGCUAGUAAUUCAAGUUUCUCAUUGAUUAUGACACCCUAUGAUGUGCCAAUUAUGGGCUAUUGUUUUUCAACGUCAAAUCUCAAAUGCCGUACACCAUAUGGCGAUGACUACCAGUGCGUAUCCAAACAAUACCAGUGCGAUGGUCAUCGUAACUGUGCCAAUGGUGAGGAUGAAAGUAAAUGUCCCAGACCGGUACCAUCUACAACAACAACACCACCCACUCCUACUACUACUACUACUACACCUGAACCUAAACCUACUACUAGUACUUCACCAAAACCAUCAACAACAACAACAACGGCAGCGCCAACACCUAAACCAACUACAAAACCGGGACCAACACCAGCACCGUCACCAACACCCAGUCCAUCGACACUAAGUGGCGGUCAAAUAGCCGGCAUUGUUAUCGGCGUAUUGAUUGCUGCCCUGUUGUUGGUCUUUAUUGUCUAUAAAGUUGUUAAAAAACGUCAAAACGGUGGUAUAAAUAGCGGUUAUUCACCCGUUAAUGAUAAUUGAUUGAUCACAACAACAAUAAAAAAUUAAUUAAU
Oppia nitens is the source of this 2061-nucleotide messenger RNA. RefSeq lists its product as uncharacterized. The transcript is spliced from 5 exons. NCBI's taxonomy places the organism in Eukaryota, Metazoa, Arthropoda, Arachnida, Sarcoptiformes, Oppiidae. The record is from RefSeq and is a predicted model, not a curated record. Gene Ontology annotation, cellular component: plasma membrane. Gene Ontology annotation, molecular function: protein binding. The coding region runs from base 248 to 2029 and encodes 593 amino acids.